AUGGCCAGAAUACGAGAUAUCCAAAGGACGGCCGCAUUUGCAUGGUCCCCUGAGGCCGCACCCUUCAUUGCUACCGGUACCCAGGCUGGAGCUGUCUCCGCCGAUUUUUCCGACAAUACGGUUUUGGAGCUGUGGGACCUUGAUCUAGAGAAUGCUCAGGGCGGGGGUGAACUUUCACCGGUAGCGUCUAUCAAUACCGAUAGCAAGUUCUACGAUAUUGCCUGGGGAAGAGUAUCAACUGAAAGGCCAAGAGGAAUCAUUGCUGGAGCUUUGGAAAACGGAUCUUUGGAUUUGUGGAGCGCUGAUGCAUUGCUAAGCCGUAGCGAUGAUCCCCUAAUCUCGCGAACAACCAAGCAUAGUGGGGCUAUCAAGGCCCUUCAAUUCAACCCUUUCAAAUCUGAGCUUCUCGCUACCGCUGGCGCGAAGGGAGAGCUCUUUGUCUGGGAUCUCAACAACACAGAGAACCCUUUCCAGCUCGGCAACAGGGCUGCUAGGGCAGAUGACUUUGAUUGCUUGGAUUGGAACAAGAAGGUUCCCCAUAUCCUCGUUACUGGAGGAGGCGGGGGAUUCCUUACUGUGUGGGAUGUAAAAACGAAGAAAGAGUCACUCACGUUAAACAAAUUCAACCGAAAAGCAGUUAGCUCAGUUGCAUGGCAUCCCGAGACGCAAACGAAGUUGAUGACAGCUAUUUUGGACGAUACGAAUCCUGUUAUUCAAUUGUGGGACCUGAGGAAUUCAAAUGCCCCAGAAAGGACUCUUACGGGUCACCAAGCUGGUGUUUUGUCGCUUGCGUGGUGUAAGCAAGAUACAGACUUGCUCCUAUCUUGCGGCAAAGACAAUAGAACGAUUUGCUGGAACCCGCAGACUGGAGAAAUGCUUGGCGAAUUCCCCACUGUUACCAACUGGACCUUCAAGACGCAAUGGAAUCCUCGGAAUCCAGGGCUUUCUGCUACUGCCUCUUAUGACGGGAAAAUUGUUAUUCAAACCCUUCAAAACACAAACCCGAGUGCUUCCCCGGAGGUACCAGGCUCCGCCGGAGAUGCUGAUGAUUUCUUCAGCAGAGCAAGCAAUGCUCAAACAUCAUCAUUUACUCUCAAACAACCGCCCAAUUGGCUUCGAGUACCCGUGGGUGCUUCCUUUGGAUUUGGUGGUAAACUGAUUAGCUUCAGCACUUCAGAAGCCCAAACAGGACAAAAGCCUCACUCUAUUGUGAAGAUUUCAAAGUUUGCGGUUGAUUCUGGUGUCAAUACCGAAACGGAAAGCUUUGAAAAUGCGCUGAAGGAGGGUAAUCUUGAAAAAAUAUGUGACCAAAAAGUAGAGAAUGCCAAGACGGACCAAGAGAAGGCAGAUUGGGACGUUCUAAGAACGCUUUUCAAAGAGGAUACCAGGGAAAAGUUGAUUGAGUAUCUCGGCUUCAACGAAGAUGAGAUAGCAGAAUUGAAGAAUGAGACAGAAGCUAAAGACACUAAUGGCGAAGAAGCGGAUGACGAGAUCUCCGAGACUGUGGAAGCCGACGAGAAGCGACUGUCUUCAUUCUUUGCCGAUACUGGAGCUGAGUCGGAAAACUUUCUCGCCGAUCUUUCUUCAAUUCAAUCAACUCACAAUGCCAAGACAAACAAUCCUUUCCAGAUUUUUACUGGUGAAGAAUCUGCAGCGGACAAAAAGAUCACUCGUGCAGUUGUCCUGGGACAGUUUGAUAAAGCUGUGGAUAUUUGCUUGGCAGAGAACCGUAUCUCGGACGCUUUCAUGCUUGCUAUUUGUGGGGGUGAGAAGUGCAUCGAGAAGGUAAAGACAGCAUACUUUAAGGUUAAGGGACCAAACUAUCUCCGGGUUUUGGCAUCUAUUGUUGGCAAAAAUCUGUGGGAUGUUGUGCAUAAUGCGGAUUUGGCCAACUGGAAAGAAGUUAUGAUUUCACUUUGCAGUUUUGCAGAGGAAAAGGAUUUUGCAGACCUCUGUGAGGCUUUGGGUGAUCGCCUUGAAGACGAGUUACGACAAGGGCAGGGCGACAAGGAGGCCAGAAAACACGCCGCCUUUUGCUACCUGGCAGGUUCAAAGUUGGAGAAGGUCGUUGGCAUCUGGAUCGAAGAGUAUCAAGAAAAUGAAAGGUCUGGUCUGCAGGAAAACGACGGAGAUUCUACGUUUUCGGUGCAUGCCCGCUCUCUCCAAAGCUUCAUCGAGAAGGUCACUGUCUUCAGGGAAGCAGUGAAGUUUGUGGAUGAGGAAAAAGGUCUCUCUGCAAACUGGAAGUUGCAAGCACUUUACGAGAAGUAUUGCGAGUAUGCAGAUAUCGUUGCCUCUCAAGGGCAAUUGGAGGUUGCGGCUCGAUAUCUCGACCUUCUUCCCAUUGAAUAUCCUGCAGCCACGGUAGCAAGGAACCGCGUAAAGGAAGCUUCUGGAAAAAUCCCAAGCGUAACUGCUACUCUUCCAGUCACAGGAGGGAAGCCGCAACAGCAGCCUAUCACUAGUGCGUUCGCCCAACAGCGUACCACGACCAAAUCUCCAUACCAACCUACGCAGCCAAUGCAAACUUCCGCGCCGAAUGCUUACCAGCCCCAAGCUCCCGCUCAGACCCCAAACAUCUAUACUCCUGCCGGCACGGCUCCAUACAACCCCUACACCCCUAAUACAUCGACCACUACCCAAAAUUACACCCCUCAGGCACCUACAAAUCCAAACUAUUCCCCUCAGGCGACGACUCAAGCUUACAAUAAACCCAAUAUAUAUCAGCCAACUCAGAUGAACCAGACUACUGGUCCUUACGGCGCUGGCAGUGGCAGUGGUGGGUACCAGCAAUAUGGCCAACCCCAAACUUUCCAGCCUCCCCCACAGAGACCUGUCCCCUCUUCAAUCCCCCCUCCAUCGAGGGCUACAAAAGAUGUAGGUAACUGGAAUGAUACUCCUGAGGUUGUCAAGAUCCCCCCUCGUCGUGCGGCCUCUACAACACCAGGCCCACUAACGUCUCCCUUCCCCAAUGUUCCUGGUGCGCAACCUUCACCGCCUAUCUCAGGUAGUUUCGGCGGACUCCCAGCCCGUGCGCCCACAGCCCCUCCUCCAAGGGGUGCUUUGCCUCCGCAACGUAUCUCAUCACCUGCUCAGCACUCUAGGUCCCAAUCGCCGGCUCUGCAGCAGCAACAACAGUCUGGGCCGUAUGGCGCGCCAGUGAACCAAAGCUUCCCGCCGAAUGCCGGAUAUACCACUUCCGCACCGCCACCUCCAAGCGGAAGAUAUGCCCCUACUCCUGCAGCGCCAAUGUCGGUCCCUCCAGGGCGUCAAAACGCAGCUCUUCCACCCCCGCCUCAAGGGGCUGCUCUUAGCAGGGUUGGCGGCCUUUCAUCAGGACCGCAGUACGCACCUCCGCCGAUCAGCUUCGCCCAGCCAUCUGGGUCUUCUCAAUACGCACCCACAUCUCAACAGCCUCCCAGUAUGUAUGGGCCCCCUCCUGGUAGUCAGCAACCUGGUCAAUAUGGACCUUCUGCUGGAAGCCAGCAUGGCCCCCUUGGAAAUAUUCAGCCUACACCGCAGUCUCAUCCGCCUCCUCCUGCACAACCGACACCACCCCCAAAGCCCCAGACGCCAGCGCCACAGGCAUCCAAAUACCCUGCUGGUGACCGAUCGCAUAUUCCCUCGCAAUAUGCACCCAUUUAUGAGCUUUUGACCAUAGAUUUGGAGAGAGUAAAACAACGGGCACCUCCAGCAUUCGCCAAACAAGUCAAAGAUACUGAAAAACGCUUGAAUAUCCUAUUUGAUCAUAUCAACAAUGAGGAGUUGCUCUCCUCCGAAGCUUUGGAGUCUAUGUUGUCACUCUCGAGAGCUCUAUUUGGCCGAGAUUAUGCGACCGCACACUCUAUUCAAGUUGAUCUUGUCACAAACCGGACUGCGGAGUGUAAUGUAUGGAUGACGGGUGUAAAGAGGUUGAUAGAAAUGAGUAAGGCGACUCCUGAGUAG
Messenger RNA from Morchella importuna, 3945 nucleotides. RefSeq lists its product as uncharacterized. Gene Ontology annotation, cellular component: COPII vesicle coat; endoplasmic reticulum exit site. The record is from RefSeq and is a predicted model, not a curated record. NCBI's taxonomy places the organism in Eukaryota, Fungi, Ascomycota, Pezizomycetes, Pezizales, Morchellaceae. The coding region runs from base 1 to 3945 and encodes 1314 amino acids. Gene Ontology annotation, molecular function: protein binding; structural molecule activity. The transcript has 7 exons. Gene Ontology annotation, biological process: endoplasmic reticulum to Golgi vesicle-mediated transport; endoplasmic reticulum organization; intracellular protein transport.